Molecule: messenger RNA, 1283 nt
Organism: Haliotis rubra (blacklip abalone)
Lineage: Eukaryota; Metazoa; Mollusca; Gastropoda; Lepetellida; Haliotidae
Exons: 2
Coding region: 258-1283 (341 amino acids)
Source: RefSeq, a predicted model, not a curated record
GGGCAAGGGAGGUCACUCUAAUCCAAGCACGUUUUUCCCGUGAAUGCAAGUCAGGCCAUGCGUGUGCCUAAAACUUCGUCAAUCAGUCUAAGUAAGUAUGACAAAUGAAUGGUGUCAUUGAGAGGCAAAGCAAGUCACAUGUACAGCAAUUACUAAGUCACGUGGAAUAAAGUGAAUGAAGCCAAAGAAGACGUUUGUGUUUAUGAAGUUAUAUCUGCAUUGACGAAGUUAGGUGCCACUGCAUAGAAAAACUAGACAUGAGUGAGAAGGAAGCACUGUACACUGAAGGUGCAGAAAGUAAGGACGAAGAAGUUAGAAGUGAGUCUGGUAUUUCUGUACUUAGAAGAAGUGAAAGAAAGACAGAAAUGACAGAAAAAGGAAAGAAUUAUUGGAAAAGUGUGCUUCUAGAUAAUAUCAAGAGAAUUAUAAGAACUAUGAACACUCUUCAGAGCCAAAUUAAGACUGAAAUUUCCAAAGACUGUAACCAGGAGAUUGUAAGAAAAUCAUACAAGGAAUGGCUAGCUGUCUAUGACAAUCUGUUUGAAGAAAGGGACAAUUAUGUCAGCAUGUUGACAGAUGAUGAACUGGCAGCGUUUGAAGUAGGGUUGUGGAGUGAAACAGUAAGCAGUGCUUCAUAUUUCAAGUCACAAGUUGAAGAUUGGUCCUCUAUGAAGUCAAGUGAACAUCUUCCAUCUGUAUCUGGAAAAUCAAGGGGUUCAUCUGUGAUGAGUGCUCUUUCUUCUGCUAAGAUGAAGGAAAGACAAGCUAGAGCAGAGCUAGAAGCACAAGAGGAAUCACUUAAGAAAAAACAUGAACUCCAGAUGGCACAAUUGAAGUUAAAGUUGCAAGAAGAAGAAUUAGAUUUACAAACUAAAAUUGCAAUUGUUGAAGCCAAGACAAAGAUAAUAGAGGAAGAAAUGGCGAAUGCAAAAUUAAGUGAGGAAGGGUCAAGCUGUCAUUCGGAAAUACAAAGUAAAAUAAACAAGGAUUUAAAUCUUACUUCACAAGUAUUCAUGCAGACUGAUCAUAGGAGUCAUGGAGUAGGUACCACUGAUGUCCCAAUUUCAAAACAAGAUUUGAUGAGAAAUGUAAAGGGGAAUUCCAUAAGGGGAACUCCUACAUGUAGGUAUGAUGAACAAGGUCAAAGCUCAGGUGAAAUUAUUAUGCAAAUGGUGAAGCAAAUGCGGAAACCACCUCCGGAUAUCAAGCCGUUCGCUGGUGAUCCCUUGCAAUACAGGAAGUUUUUUGAGGCAGUUCAAGUCAAAGAUAGUAAUCAAUUCUGA